Messenger RNA from Penicillium brasilianum, 3359 nucleotides. NCBI's taxonomy places the organism in Eukaryota, Fungi, Ascomycota, Eurotiomycetes, Eurotiales, Aspergillaceae. The record is from the annotation of a GenBank genome assembly.
GUCAGACCGACAAGACCGGGUGUUUAAUUGUAAAUUGCUUCUCUCCCUCCCCCCUUUCCCUCUUGCGUCUUCUCCGUCCGGUGGCCACGAGGGCGGUGAUUGGUUCUCCCGAUACUGCCAGUCUGUUCGUCCUGCCUUCUGACCGCUCGCUCCCCUUUCUUUCCUUUCAGACGCAGUCAAACCGUCGAGACUAACGAGCCUGCCGACUUGCGAAAACUGCGACAGCUGCGAGACAUUCGAACCUUCCAUACGACUUGUUUCAUUUCGAUCGUGUCCCUGCGAGAACCGCCUGGCUGGUGCUUUUCCGGUCUCUCGUCCAACUUCCAACUUGCCCGAUCCCGUUCCAACGGCGCGCGCUUGGGACUCCCUUCGCUCUCGGGCCCUCACCUUGUUCGCGAAUAUACAUAUCCAGCCGCUGCUGCAGUUCGGUCAAUCUGAUUUCUGCAUCGCUGCACGAUUUUUCGAUCCGCCGUCCACCACUCGGUCCUUUUUCCCCCUUCCUCUCGCCCCCUGCUUUACCACGGCUCUUCCCGUAUCUGGCUCGACCCGAAUCAUUGAACCCCCGCUUCGCGAUCCUACCUUCGGGAUCCUACAAUCGACCCUCUCACAUGGACGUCGGACGUUAAAAUUCGCCAUUUUCAAACUCAAAUUUUGCCUUUACCGUGUGUCAGAUCCCUUCAUCGGCGUAUCUGACGUGGACGUAACCAUCUACGACGCUCUACAAACCUAGUGUGAUGUUGCCAGGAAAGAUUUGGUGGAAAUAAAUUAUCUCGGUUCAGCAUUUGUCCCCGCCAGAAUGGGUAAUUCUCAAGGGAAACCGGUGGCUUGCAAUGAUGCGGUCAACCUCAACCACUUCCGCCUCCUUCGCGUGGUCGGCAAGGGUGCCUUUGGCAAAGUCCGUAUCGUGGAGAGAAAGGAUACUGGUCUAACGUUUGCGCUCAAAUAUAUUCGCAAGGAAGAGGUUGUCCGGUCGGAAAGUGUACGAAACAUCAUCCGUGAACGACGUAUGCUGGAGCAUUUGAACCAUCCGUUCCUUUGCAACUUGCGCUACAGCUUUCAGGAUAUGGAAUACAUCUACAUUGUCGUGGAUCUGAUGAAUGGCGGCGAUCUUCGGUUUCACAUUUCGCGGAAGUGUUUCACCGAGGAAGCUGUACGGUUUUGGAUGGCAGAGCUGGCUUGUGCCCUGAGGUAUAUCCACUCGCAGGGUAUCAUCCAUCGUGAUCUCAAGCCCGAUAAUGUACUUUUGGACUCGGAGGGACAUGUCCAUUUGGCUGAUUUCAACGUGGCAUCAGACUUCCGACCGGGAAAGCCUUUGACGAGCAAGUCGGGAACAUUGGCUUAUCUUGCGCCGGAGGUGUAUGAAGGUGGCGGUUACUACUUUGAAGUCGAUUGGUGGUCGUUGGGUGUCACCUUUUAUGAGUGCAUUUACAACAAGCGACCGUUCGAAGGCCGCAGCCAAGAGACUCUGAGUGAGAACAUCAAGAAAGCGCAGCCAAAGUAUUAUGUCACCAACCCCGCUGUCUCUGUCCCCUGUCUACGGGCCUUGUCGGCAUUGAUCGAGAAGGAUCGCAGUCGACGCAUUGGCGCCAUCAGCUUCGAAAGCUUCACCUCGCACAUGUUCUUUGCAGAUAUCGAUUUCGAUGCGCUCGAGCGGAAAGAGUACGCUCCAGUUUUUCGUCCCUCCAGCGACAAAACCAACUUUGACGCAACCUACGAUCUCGAAGAGCUACUACUCGAAGAGGCACCUCUGGAGGCUCGCGCUCGUCGGCAAAAACCACGCGCAGAGCUGCGCGACGAUGCAACGGCUAAGGAGGUCCGCGAGGAUGAGCUUCAUCGUUUGAUCGAGACCAUGUUUGAGCCAUUUGAUUAUACUCUCGUUAACUUCCAAGGAAAUGCCGCGGAAGCCAUCGCUGCGUCAACUAACCCGGAAGACUGCUUUCCCAUUCCUACCGCGACCUCCACUACGCAUUCCCGUCAACUGUCACAACCCGAAUCCUCCGCCAGAAACUCGUCCCCGCCUCAGCAUGAGCGUUCCUUCCACGCCAUUUCCCACAAUGACAACCUGACGGGUGUCAGCGAGAAUCUCGAUCCGAAUGACUCGGUGUCCGGUCAUCAACCACCCUCGCCCUCGACUCGUGCUUCGCCAUCGCCCCCUCCUCCUGCACCUAUGCCCCCGGCCCCCUCCUUCCACCGUCCGUUGCCCCCUGCACCCCGCCCGGGUGGAGCUACCAGGAAGAUGAGCAAAGGAGGUGGUGUACAAAUGGUGUUGGAGGAAGCAGGCAGCUGGACCGAGCUCGCUGAUCACAGCUCUACCCUCCCAGCUGAAGGCUUCGAGGGUGCGGGCAAGGGCAAACAAUCCAACAGCGGCAUGCUUUCGUUCCUGAGCCGGAAGAAGGGCCGCGAUCGCAGCCCCAAGCCCACCGAGCCGGGUGUUUUGGGAAAGGAGGGCGCCCGACAGAUCAUCAGCUGAAGUAGUUGAUCUUCUAAAAAGAACAAGUUGGGACCGGCAAUCAUCUCCCAGAUACAAGCUUAAUUCUUAAUGGGUUGGCAGACUCUUCGUGCGCUGAUGGUGGUCUGCCUCGGACACCAUCUCAUCCCAUUUCCCUUUGUGAGACGCCCAUGCUCGUGGUGACUGUCUCCCUCCAAAAAUUCAUGGACUGAGGUGAUCAGUGGCCCAUCAGGUGCCCCCUUCGUGACAUAUUACAAUCCACAGGGCUGGAUGUUGCCAAUUGGACAUACUCGUUCGAUGAACACAGUGGUCCGUUCUGAUCAUCAUGUUGGCCAGACCAUCCCCGGAAUGUUGCCUGCGAAUAAUACUCGACCACACCGUCCUUCUGCACCGUCUAUCACGCAAUAGAGAUUCUGGACGGUUCUCGCCUGUGGCAAUCCAAUGCCUCGAUUUUCAUUCUUCUAGAUUCCCCGGAACCAGCGACAGUUGUUUUCACUGAUUUUUCUGAUUCUUAUUUUCUUUGUGCUAUUUUCAUCAUAUUCAUUUCUGCUUCGAUCUUCCGCACUUAUCAGAAACUGUACAGAUGGACAUGUUCCUCGAUUGACCAUUCAUAUUGACAAUGACCCUUGCUGGUAGGCUUUUUGAACCAGGCAUUUUCGUUUCGACGCUACAUCUUUAUCAAUCAGCUGUUUUCUUUCCCUUUCUUUCUUGGAGUUUUCAUACCCUCAUGUUAUUGAUUGAUACGACACACGUGUUUCCUCUUUGGUUUGUGAUCAUUUACAUUUCUGGUUGUAUUAGAACGGACUGGAGCUUGUUGCAUUGUACUUGGGAGAGGUGGUCAGUGAAAUAAGUGUAUUUUAAUGUGUCCUCAAUGCCACAUCUCUGCGAAAUGCGAUAAUCUUGCAUUCAA